AAAACAACGCGUAGUGCGCUCUCCGUCAUAACUGACGCCUCCACUUUCUGCCGGGAAUCGAUCAGACCCACCCACACCCAACUCUUUCCUCUCUAUCUUUUACUAUCUAAACUGCUUUCGAUUCUCUCUCUCUCUCUCUUCGCUACGCGGAUUACAAAGACGAAGACCUUUCUUUCCUCUCUCUUCAAGUCUGAAACCCUAAAACAGAGUCUGUUGAUUUAGUCUGAGUUUGAACUCCCAACUUGUAUAGAUUUUGGUUCCUGCUAUUUUUGGAGUUCAAAUUUUGGGAAUUAGUGUUCCGAGGAGACGAUUAAUGUUUGUUCAACCUCCUUCGUUCUAUGCUUUCAAGAAUUAGUGUUGAAAUUCCUAACUUAGAGAUUUGGCUUGAGGAAAAAGUAGGAUGGCACUGUCUACUUAGAGGUUUGUCCUUGGGUUUUAUGGACAGUACCCUUCCUGGAAGCUUUUGUAUUGGCCUUUAUUGUCUAUACACGUGAGCAUGGGGUCAGUUUGUUGUGUUGCUAGAAAGGAUAGAACCCUGACGAAUGGAACUAGUGGUGAAAUUUUGCAUAGAAAUGCGAUAUAUUCACCAUCGUGGAGUUUCCGAUGGGAUAACCGGAGGCGUGUGGCAGGCGAAAUUGAGAACAUUUCCUAUGCACCAUCUCAUGGAAUCAGCACAAACAGUAGCAUGGAGAUCAAAGGGGAAUUAAUUUUUGAUAGAGGUAAUCUUUCAGGCCGGGGAAGCCCUUUAGGAAAUUUUGGAACUCCUACUUCUCAAAAGUCUCCUGUGCAUGAAGGACUGGUUGCAACUACGAUAACUUCUUCAGAGAUAACUCUGGCUGGCAAUGAUAAUACAAAGGUACAGAGCUCCACAGAAUCACCAGAAAUUAUAGAUUCAUCUGCACCAAAGAUUUCACUUUCUGUGCCUUCAAGCUCUUCUUUAUCGACUUCUGCUGCAAAUCAUUUAUCUUCCCAAGCUCACUCACUUCCAUCAAACUCAACACAAUCAAGAAGGGCCCACCAGUCACCAGGACACCAGCUUUUGAGGCAAGUUUCAGAUAGUCGAAUUGUGGGUUUGAAAUCCCCAAACAGUAACUUGGUAUCUGAGGGCGGACCAUCGUUUGUGCCCUCUAAUUGCAGUAACGAUUUGAUGCUUGGAUCCCAAGGUGCUUCUUCUGAUGGGUGGUCCAUGCGGACCUUCUCCGAGCUCGUGGCCUCUUCUCAAAGAGAGAGGUGGUCUUUCGACAGCGAGUUUUUGGGCUCUGGCCGUGGCAAGUUAAGUGAAUCUAGCGGUGCCCUCUCAUAUUCUCCCUCCAUCGAUCUCCAAACUUGUGGGGUUUGCUCUAAGCUCUUGACAGAGAGAUGUUCAUGGAGCAGCCAGAAAAUUAUUGCUACCAAUGAACUGUCAGUCGUUGCUGUGCUUGUCUGUGGGCACGCUUAUCACGCUGAAUGUUUGGAGGCUAUGACACAGGAGGCCGAUCGCUAUGACCCUUCUUGCCCAUUUUGUACAGUUGGUGAAAAGAAACUGUCGAAGAUGGCCAGAAAAGUCAUGAGAGCAGAAGCAGAACUGAAAUCAAGAAGCGGUAAGAUAUCUAGGAACAGAGUCUUGGAUAAUUAUCAUGAUGAUGCUGAAUUUGAUGUUCUUGAUCGCCGAAAAACUAGUGAAGGAGAUGAAAAUUUUCACAAGAUGGAACCCAGUUCCAGUGCAAGGAGAUCCUUUGCAAAACCUUUCCUGAGGCGGCACUUUUCGCUUGGAUCUAAGUGGAGUAGAUCGAUGUCAGAGAACAACUCUGCCCGGAAGGGGUUUUGGGCAAGGUAUCGCAAGGAUUGAGUCCUCUAUUUGGUAGGACUGCAUUAUAAUACAUAGUGUUCUGGGAAGUUUCAUGAAUGCAUUUUCAGAUUUGCUAAUAAUUCAGUAUUGUUUUUCUAUCAUUAUAUAUUCAGAAAUUAUGAUGGUAUAAAUAUUCAAGUCCAAAUUGAAUGUGAAAGUAAGCAAGCAUUAGAAGA
Messenger RNA from Camellia sinensis, 2004 nucleotides. RefSeq lists its product as uncharacterized. The record is from RefSeq and is a predicted model, not a curated record. NCBI's taxonomy places the organism in Eukaryota, Viridiplantae, Streptophyta, Magnoliopsida, Ericales, Theaceae.